Messenger RNA from Melozone crissalis (California towhee), 2139 nucleotides. RefSeq names its product RFNG O-fucosylpeptide 3-beta-N-acetylglucosaminyltransferase (gene RFNG). The transcript is spliced from 8 exons. Gene Ontology annotation, cellular component: membrane. NCBI's taxonomy places the organism in Eukaryota, Metazoa, Chordata, Aves, Passeriformes, Passerellidae. Gene Ontology annotation, biological process: regulation of Notch signaling pathway. Gene Ontology annotation, molecular function: O-fucosylpeptide 3-beta-N-acetylglucosaminyltransferase activity. The coding region runs from base 110 to 1204 and encodes 364 amino acids. The record is from RefSeq and is a predicted model, not a curated record.
GGCGGCUCGACGACCUCCGGGCGCUCCUUCCGCGGGGCCGCCGCCACCUCCCGGAGUGCGGGGCCAUGCGGUGGCCGCACCCUGCGGCGGGGGCCCGCGGGGCUGCAGCAUGAGCGGUCCUUGCCUGGGGCUGCGCAGGGCCGGGGUUCUGCUGUCGCUGGGCGCCGCCGCGCUCCUGUUGCUGCUGCUGCCGCGGGGGCCGCGCCCCGCCGCGCCCCGCCCGCCGCGCCCCGCCGGGCCCAGCGCGGCCCCGCCGCACCGCGCGGGCCCCGCCGGCUCUGCUGGAGCGCCGGGCGGCGGGCCCGGGGCCGGCGGGCUCGCGGGGAGCUCGCAGCUUGCGCGGAGGGGCCGUCUCGGGAAUGCCGGCAGCGCGGCCAGGGAGAACCUGGAGCUGAAGGACAUCUUCAUUGCCGUGAAGACCACGAGGAAAUACCAUAGGAGCCGGCUGGACUUGCUCCUCCAAACCUGGAUCUCCCAGGCGAGAGGACAGACAUUUAUAUUCACAGACUGGGAGGAUCGGGAGCUACGCCUGAAGGCAGGGGAUCAUAUGAUCAACACCAACUGUUCUGCUGUCCAUACCCGGCAAGCUCUCUGCUGCAAGAUGUCUGUGGAAUAUGAUAAAUUCCUGGAAUCUGGGCAAAAAUGGUUUUGCCAUGUGGAUGAUGACAACUAUGUGAACCCUCGGACUCUUCUGCAUCUCCUGUCUGCUUUCUCACACAGCCAGGAUGUGUAUGUGGGGCGACCGAGCCUGGACCAUCCCAUCGAAGCAGCUGACCAUGUCCAAAGUGAUGGAUCAAAGACAACGGUGAAAUUCUGGUUUGCCACAGGUGGAGCUGGGUUCUGUAUCAGCCGAGGUCUUGCCCUGAAGAUGAGUCCCUGGGCCAGCCUGGGCAAUUUCAUUAGUACUGCAGAAAGAGUACGUCUUCCUGACGACUGCACCAUUGGCUACAUCAUCGAAGGGCUGCUGGAGGUAAAGCUGCUGCACAGCCCAUUGUUCCACUCCCACCUGGAAAAUCUGCAGAGACUGCAAGGGGAGUCUGUUCUGCAGCAGGUAACCCUGAGUUAUGGUGACCCUGAGAACAAACACAAUGUUGUUAGCGUGGGAGGAGUGUUUGGCCUUCAGCAAGAUCCAACCAGAUUUAAAUCUGUCCAUUGUCUGCUUUACCCUGACACUAUUUGGUGCCCUGCUAAGAAGAUGUCAUAAUUCUUGACGAGCCACUGACACCUGUGUCUUAGCUAGUUUGCAUAAGGCAGGAGUUGCAGAGUUUUUGGUGGUUUUAUUCUUCUUCUGGGAGACAACCAGUGGUAUCUACAAAGGAGGUAGACAGACUCUGCUUAGAAAAGCAAUAAGGUAUGGUUUGUUCAGCUGCAGCCUGGGACAUUCCAGGAAGAAUCUUUGUUCUUUUGUCUAGUGGCUCUUCAUAAGAUGACCACAGUCCUGUGUGUAUGAGUCACUUCAUACUUUCAUUUGAUGUCAUGUGAACCUGUGCUUGGGCACAUCUGAGGCAAAUGCAGUACUGGGAGCGAGAGUGUUUUUACUACCCUUAGGGGUUAUUAGAAGCCACUGUGUUGAAGCUGGAGUGCUAGAGCAGACUGUAGUCCCCAUGGUGACAAGAGAGGGGAAGUUUUCACUUGUCUUUCUUGGAAACAGAAUUAUUUAAGAGCUUCUGUGGCCUGACAGAUAAAAACUGCAGCUGGCUAGAAUACAGAAAUCCUGGAAUCACUAGGGUAAACAAGGCUGAAAGCCUUUGUCAUGAGAAAACCCUGUGUGAGGGUAAGCUUACUCAAGACUAGAUGAGUUGCUUACAAUGUACAUUCUCCCCUGUCAUCCAUGUGUACCUCCUGUGGAGGUAAUCGUCAGACCUGGCUCGCAUGCCAACUGAAUUGCAAUGGUUGAUGAUUAUAAUCUAUUCCCUUGAUAUUUGAUAUUGAAAAAAUAUUUGCCUGACAAGAUGGUAAUUGUUCCUCCUGCUUGGCUGGUAGUUGGUCACAUGAGCUGGGGAAGCUUGAGCUGGCAAAACAUGCUGUGUUUCUGAAGCGUGAGAGGGUAGAAAUGCUAGAUAGCAGCAAUGCACCAAGGAGAGUUUUGAUGGUAUCAUUUGAGGACCUUUAAUGGUAUGGCCAUGGUUACUCCAGCUU